AUGGCGUUACCGUGCGCGGAUAUGGAAUGUCAACUUCAAGUUCAUGCUGAUUGUGAAUCUUGUAUGAUGAGGAGUUAUGAUACGAUACGGUCCAUCCGUGGAGUUUAUGAGGUCGAAUGGAACCGUCGAGAGAAUAUAUUCAAAAUAUCUGGAGAAGUUGAUCCAAGUGUACUAAUGAAGGCAGCGUUGCGUUCAGGUGAACAUGCAACGCUCAUCGAUGUUAAGCUCAAACAUCCACACACAAGAAACAACUUUUAUCGCUCAUAUGGUCCAACCGUUGGUAAUUAUAUGCCGCCCUAUAGAGAUGCUUACCGGUCAUCAUUGCAUAGCAUGCCUUAUUAUGAAACUAAUGAUCGUUAUUAUCCUUAUGGCAUGUCAUAUGGGCCGGCUGCUCGAAUGGAUUAUGGUCCUCCUUACAACACUACUUAUUAUGACCACCAAUACCCACUUCCACCGGCAACCCAUGUGCCUUCAUUGCCAUAUCAAGAGUAUAAUGACCCGUAUCACAACUAUGCAGCGGUCGAUCCUUGCUCCAUCAUGUGA
Erigeron canadensis is the source of this 543-nucleotide messenger RNA. RefSeq lists its product as uncharacterized. The record is from RefSeq and is a predicted model, not a curated record. The transcript has 3 exons. NCBI's taxonomy places the organism in Eukaryota, Viridiplantae, Streptophyta, Magnoliopsida, Asterales, Asteraceae. Gene Ontology annotation, molecular function: metal ion binding. The coding region runs from base 1 to 543 and encodes 180 amino acids.